This is a messenger RNA of Striga hermonthica, 762 nucleotides long. The record is from the annotation of a GenBank genome assembly. NCBI's taxonomy places the organism in Eukaryota, Viridiplantae, Streptophyta, Magnoliopsida, Lamiales, Orobanchaceae.
AUGGGGAGCUCAUCGACGGAGGAUUUCUCAGUGGUGGUUUUGGCCUCCGAUCUGGGCAUCGACGCCCGGCCGUUCCUCACGCACUCGCCUCCGCCGCCGCCGGAGGAGGAAAAUUGGCACGAUUGCCCUUCGUAUCUCCCCUCGGCCGACGACCAGAACCUUGACUUCUCUGAUCUCGAGGCCCUCCAGUUUUUCCGCCUCGAGCGCGGCUCCGAUAAGUCCGGCAAUCGGAUCUUCCGCGUCGUCGGCAAGUAUUUUCCCGCUCCUGUAGUAACUGGGGAGAGACUGAAAAAAUACGUGUGUCGUAAGAUCUUGACCGAGUUGCCAGACGGCCCGUUCUGCAUCGUGUACAUGCACAGUACAGUUCAGAAAGACGAUAACUCACCCGGCCUCACGAUUCUCAGAUGGAUGUAUGAAGAAUUACCCGGUGACUGCAAAGACAGGCUUCAAGUCGUGUACUUCAUUCAUCCCGGAAUUCGGUCGAGGCUUGUUUUCGCUACUCUUGGGAGAUUCCUCUUGAGUGGAGGAUUAUACUGGAAAAUCAAGUACGUGAGCCGGCUUCAGUACCUCUGGCAAGAUGUAAAGCAGGGAGAAGUUGAAAUUCCAGAGUUUGUUCAACAGCAUGACGAUAUUCUCGAACAUCGACCCUUGACUGAUUAUGGCAUUGAACCCGAUCCUUUGCAUCUCGUUGAAGUUCCUUCCACAGCUUACUCUUUUGGGAGGUACGAAACAGGCUGGGCAUCCAGGGAGUGCCGGUUUUAG